Topomyia yanbarensis is the source of this 10452-nucleotide messenger RNA. RefSeq names its product apolipophorins (gene apolpp). NCBI's taxonomy places the organism in Eukaryota, Metazoa, Arthropoda, Insecta, Diptera, Culicidae. Gene Ontology annotation, biological process: lipid transport. The transcript has 10 exons. Bases 225 to 10262 code for a protein of 3345 amino acids. Gene Ontology annotation, molecular function: lipid carrier activity. The record is from RefSeq and is a predicted model, not a curated record.
AUUAAACCAGUCAUUCUGCUCGAGAACCCUCCCGGGGACGUGGACCAGCGUGGAUUAUUUGUGAAGACCCAAAGCGAAGUGUCCUAGGUCCUGCGUCAGCAGAGAAGACUUACCAUUCUACUAUCUAACGUUUAGUGUCCUGACCAUUGGAGAUCUGAGUGCUAGAAUCACGGAGCAAAAAAAAAGACUGAGGAGAGUGCGCGAAAGCUGCAUUGACCUUCACGAUGUGGGUCUUUAACUCCAGGAACCUACUGUGCACAUUUGUGAUAUCGUUAGUGCUGUGCCAAAGUGUUUUCGCAGCAUCCUGCCAACAAGGCUGCCCAAACCCCAACAAGUCAUCCAAGUACAAAUUUCAGCCGGGAAAUGUCUACACCUACGAACUGGACAGUUUCGUGCAGGUGCAGCUGACCGCGGAAGAAGUCGACGCUCAGCAGACCACACUCAAGAUUGAUGGUAAGGUAGAGGUGUACGCCGCCGAUAACUGCCAGUACACGUUGAAGGUACUAUCCCUAACCAGCUUCGCACCCGAUGGUAAGAAGUCACAAUUUGGCGCCGACAUCACCAAACCCGUCCAGUUCACACUGUCCAACGAUGAACUGUUGCCGGAGCUGUGUACCGAGAGUAGCGAUUCGGACUUUUCGCUGAACGUUAAGCGCGGUAUCAUCUCGCUGCUGCAAUCCGCUGAAGGCAAAUCCUUUGAAACCGAUAUUUUCGGUGUCUGUCACACAUCCUUUUCGAACUUUGCUACCGGUGGUGCCACCGUCGUUAACAAAGUUCGUGAUCUCGCAGGAUGUGGCUAUCGGGAAACCCUGAGUAACCCAUUGGUCACCAGUGUCGUCAACAGCAAAUCGGGAGUUAAGGCAACACCAUUGCUGAACUCUAACUACAACAGCCAACAGACGUUCAAGAAUGGUAUCCUGGAAUCGGUGAAACUAACUGAAGAGUACAAAUAUGUACCGUACGCCAAACUGAACUCGGGAGCUUUGGCAAAGGUCACCACAAAAUUGACUUACACUGGCGCCAAGGCAGGUAGUGCACCCGCACUGGCCAGCGGUGUUCCACGUUCAGUAAUCUUUGAAAAGCCACAUCCCGACUCGCAAACCAAUCUGGAAAUCAUUAAGCAGGAACUGAAGACCGUUGUCGACUCGUACAAUAACAACAACGUGGGCAAACUCAGUGCCAGCCAGUUCAUCGAACUGAUCCGGUUGAUGCGAUUCUCCAAAAAGGAUGACAUUUUGUCUCUGUACCAACAGGUCAAAGCCGGAACCGCUCACGGAAAUAAGAGUUUGGCUCGCAAAGUGUACCUCGAUGCUCUGUUCCGCGUCGGAACGGGAGCUGCUGUCGAAGCUCUAGCCAAUCUGUACAAGAACAAGGAAGUGUCGGAUGCCCAGGAACAAAAACUUAUGUUCAUAUCAUUGAAUUUUGUCACGUCGAUGAGCAAACCAGCAUUGAAAGCAGCCAAACUUCUGCUCGAUGGAAACCCACCACGUGAAGCGUACCUGAGUGUUGGAUCCCUGGUGAAUAAGUACUGCCAGCAACAUGGUUGCGAAUCCGCUGAUGUCAAAGAAAUCUCCGAAAAGUUUGCUGUGAAACUCGGCAAGUGCCAACCGAAAAACCGCGUAGAAGAAGACAUCGUUGUCGCGGUGUUGAAAGGAGUGAAAAACACCAACAAUUUAGUUUCACCGCUGCUUGAAAAAGUGAUCGUAUGUACUUCGGAAAAGUCAUCUUCACGUAUCCGUGUUGCCGCCUUCCAGGCAUACCCAGCCGCGUCCUGUUCUAAAAAUAUUGUCAACUCUGCACUUGGCUUCUUGAAAAAUGCCAACGAAGACUCCGAGAUCCGCAUCCAAGCGUAUCUAUCCCUGGUGGAAUGUCCAUCGGCAGCAGUGGCUAACGAACUCAAAGCGGUACUGGACAGCGAGAAAGUAUACCAGGUUGGAUCGUUCAUCACCACCCACCUCGCCAGCCUUCGAUCUUCAGUCGAUAACAAUCGUGACGCAGCCCGCCACCACUUUGCAAACAUUCGAACCACAAACAAGUUCCCGUUCGACUUCCGCCGGUACUCGUUUAACCGAGAAUUCUCGUACGCCGUUGAGUCCCUUGGUUUGGGUGCCAGCGCCGACGCUAGUGUGAUUUAUUCCCAGAAGAGUUUCCUACCCAAAUCGGUAGCGUUCAACUUUAGCACGGAAGUUUUCGGAAAUGGUUUCAAUGUCUUCGAAGUCGAGGGACGACAGGACAAUCUGGACCGCGUUAUUGAGCACUACUUUGGCCCGAAAGGAUUCUUCCGAGGCAUGGAUUUACAGACGGCCUUCAACACGUUGGUGGAGCAAUACGGUAAACUUUCGCAGAAGGCUCAGAGUCGAUUCCGUCGUGGACUGAAGGAGGAUGUGAGAGCUUUUGCUAAGACUGUCAACCUGCACAACGAUGCUUUGGAUGAUUUCAAUCUUGAUGUUUCGGUUAAAUUCUACGGCUCGGAACUAUUCUUCUUGAGUUCCGGGCAGAAUGUUCCUCAAACUCCGGAAGAGUUCCUGGAUAAACUGCUGGAGUGCUUCGACAAGUUCUUGGAGGGUGCAAAGAAAUACGAUCGCGUGUUUGAAGAGCAUGCUCUAUUCUUGGAUACCGAUUUGGUGUACCCAACUGCAGCAGGUCUGCCGCUGAAGUUGUCCUACGAGGGAGCUGGAGUCGCACGGUUGGAAACAAGCGUAGAAGUUGACUUGAAGGAAAUCGCUAAGGACUACAAAAAAACCAAGUUCAAUUUGAAGUUGGUGCCCAGUGCCAGCUACCAACUGACGGGAACGUUGAGCGUCGAUGCAUACACGGUCAGCACGGGUCUUCAGUUGUCUGGUACAGUGCACACCGCCACCGGUAGCGCUGUUAACUUCGCUCUGCUAGAUGAUGCAAAGGCUUACGAUCUAACGAUCGAUUCUCUGUUCAAGAAGCAAGAGCUGAUCAAUUUCAGCAGCAAACUUGUGUUCGUGACUCGUGAACGAGGCAAUCAGUUAAUCUCGAUCCCACUGAAGAUGAACCAGCAGGUCAAGGAAUUCAAGGAAUGCUUUGACAAUCUGUACCAUAUUGUUGGUGUUACUGUUUGCGCUUCAGCCGGACAGAAGCAGGUACCUGGCAAGGCUCUGGUCCCGUUGGAUGGAGAAUAUCAAGCUGAAUUGUAUUUGGAAGUUGAUCCCAAGUACCAUUUCUCUGGCAAAUAUGAUGAUUCGGACAAGCAACAUCAGAGUCUGUUGUUGACAUUCGAUACCCCCGGAACGGAGAAGUCGCGUGCCACUAGUUUGAAGCUCGAAAGUUACUUCAAGGGUGACGCUUACGUCAAGGCUACCGUCCUAUCGCCACUUCGGAACGUGGACGUGACAAUUGGUUUGAACAACAACGAGAAGGAAGCUGCGUUGUACGCUUUAGCUCAUAAUGGACCAGAUGAGUACUUGGCCAAGGUCGGAUUCGAGAAGGCUGGCUCCGCGGAACGACAGGAGUACAUUCCAAUUUUCUCCGUCAAAUCGCCAAGCGGAGAUGCGCAGGUAUCGAAGCUUGUUCAAACAACGGGAAAAAUUAUAGUUGAAAAGGGCGACGGAGGUGCUACGAAAUACAACCUGGACAACAUCGAAUGGACGAGCCCCUAUGCGCCGAAGACGACUGUCAACGGUAUUGUGACCCAGAAUGGCCCAAGCUUCGAUACCGAUGUAGUAAUUCUAGUGGGAGAUAGCAAAAAUAACGUUAAGGGACAUUUGGACUUUAGUCCAAAGCAUGUAAAUUUCGACUUAGAGAAGAAGACUGAUGGUGGUGAUGCGAACAAGAACUUCAAGGUAGAUGUGGCAGUGGCAUAUUCGGAAAAUUCGUUCAAGAAUAUUUUCAUCUUUGUCGCCGGCAAGGACUUCAACAACCCUUCCAAUCGCUACGAAUUGAACCAGCAGGCAGAAUUUGAGUUAGAGGACAAAAAAUUGACGUCCCUUUCGCUGAAGAACAAAUUGCAGCUUCCGAAGCAGUUGAUCCGUUUGGAUCUGAUCACAAACAAGAACCAUUUCAAGCUGGACGGUGAAUACGGCUACGAUAAGUACAAGGUGGCCGCCAACGUGGACGCCAAGUACAACGAAAAAAGCGCCGGAGACUACGAUGUAACGGUGGGAGCUUCACUAAACAAGCAUUUCUUCAAGUUCUUCUCCAAGCGUACGAUCGAUGCCGCCAAGAGCAAGUUCCAGAAUCGUUUGACAGCCAGCACCGGCACGAAGGUUGAGGUGAACGGAGUUGCGUCGAACAAAUUUACCGAACAGGAAGGAGAACUGAAUCUGGAAGGUCUGUUCGUGGCCGUCGAGAAGGCAGAUCCCUACAAGCUAACGUUAUCUGUUCAACUGGCCCCGUCCAACGUGUUAUCGAACGCGAAGGUUCUAGUUGGAAAGGAUGAGUUCGCUACCUACGAUCUGAAGGUGGAUCGAUCGGAAAACUCGAACGGGAAAUUCAACUUCGCCGUCAAGGACUUCUUCGAUGGAAACGGCGAGUUCAAAGCCAAGAACGGCCAGGGAGAUGGAAGCGCUCUUAUCAACUUCCCGAAGCAAGACCGCAAGCUAAAGCUGGACACGAAGUUCAAGAUCAACGCACCGAUUUUCGACAUCGCGACUGAUUUCUACUAUGACUUCGAGAAGGACAACACCAAGAAGGUACACUUCGACACCAAGAACAAGGUCACCAAGGGUAGCUUCGACAGCAAGAACAAGCUGGAGGUAUUCUCCGAAAAGUACGAAUUCAACGUUCAGGGCCAACAGACCGGACAGCCUACCGAUGGAACGAUGAAUGGAAAGUUCUCGCUAACGCUGCCAACGGGCCGUCAGCUGUCCGGAGACUUCAAGCGUGAUGUGGAUGGGAAAGACGAAAAGAAGUCCACGGGAAGUAUCGUUUCGAACCUGGUAGACAAGCUUCCUAGUGGAAAGCAGCAAUCACUAUCGCUCACUGGCAAUUUGAAGGAUGGCGACUUCAAGGCACGCUUCUUUGACAUGGUGCAUCACUUGAAGUACACCAGCUUCGAAGGAAAGGAUAUCGAUUUGGAGUUGACUACCAAACAUCAGCCAGUUGGACACUUCAAGAAUGCUGUAUUGCAUGUUAAAGUGAAGGGAUCGUUGGUACCGCAAGAAAGUGAAUUUGCUUUCGAUCUGGACGAAUACUGUGAACAACACGCGGUUUAUCGAUUGAGCGGAAAGUAUGGAUCAGACUUCGAUGGUACAGUUAGCGGAAACUACCACGUUGGUAAGCCAGGAAAAGCACAUUCACAUGAGGUCAAAGCAAAGGUUAACAUCCCGCAAGCCCCAAUGAAAACGCUUGCUCUGGAGUCCAAGGGCACCUAUACGGAACCGGAAAGCGAAACCGGCCUCUACGAAUUAGACUACGCUGGCUCGUUUGGUUAUAGUGAUAAGGUAGUAGCAGUAUCUACUAACGCUAAGGGCAAUAUUAACCAUGGAACAGCAAACGUGAAAGUUAACCUUCCCGACACGGAUCCGUUAUCAGCUGACGUACAGUACAACUAUGAAGGCAAAGAAGAUGGACCGAUCUCCACCAAGGGAACCCUUAAGGUGAACUAUGGCAACGGUAAGACGCUCGGAUUCAGCGGUGAAGCCAAGGCAAUCGGAUUUGACGAUAUUUCGGUGCAUGCAACCCUGAAUUCUGAAUUUGAACAUGCUAAGAACGUUGAGCUGACCUUCAAACACGUAAAAUCUGUCGACAACGCAUUCAAUACUAAACUGAACGUUAUAGCUGAUGACAAAACAUACAGCGUACUUAAUGCAGUUGUACUAUCUGAAACCAGUCCGUCGGUAGACUUCAACCUUGGAUAUCCAGGAAAGGAUGUUAAAGUGUACGGAGCUUACAAACUUCUCAGUGAUCGUGCGUUCCGAGCGGAAACCAAGGUAUUGAAUUUCGGUGACUUCAACCUAGAUGCAAAUCUUGAAGCCAACUUCCAAAGCUAUGAAACUUUCUACGCCAAGGCAUACGUCGAUGCCCCGAAACUAAAUGCCAACAAAAUGAGCGUAGAGAUCAACUCGAAGCCUGGAAGCAGCGGAAAGGGUGUAGAGUUCAAGGCUUCAUCGGACGGAAAAAAUAUGCUAAGUGGAUACGCUGAUUACUCCGUCAAGGAGCAAGGCAAGAGCACCAUCAUCGAAGGUCAAGGAAACGUUAAAUUGUACGACAAACAACAGCAAACCGCUUCAUUCAAGUUGACCCGCGAGAAGCUUCAAGAUGCUGGAUACACGUUCACAUUGGCAGCUUCCAUCGACAAGAGCACCGUUUCCACAGAGGUUCGCAUCAAACCGAACGAUUUCUACCUGAAGAACAAGGUUUGCGAAAAGAACCAAUGCACCAAUCUGGAAAUCCAAUCCAAACUGGAACGCACCGGAAGUAAAUUCAAUCAUGAAGCUCUGGUAUCGCUUGACCUUCAACAGCUAGGCUACGCUCAUGAGUUUGGACUAACCGCCAAGACUAGCGGCAACGGUUUUACGUUGGACCACACCACGGACGUACAGCUUAAGGAGAAGAAACAACCCAAGUAUCAGUAUCUGCUUUAUAUCCACCCGAAUAGUGCCGGAGCAAGUCUAAUUCUGCCGACCCGUUCCAUUGUCAUCGAAGGGGUGUUCAAAUAUCCAAAGGAUAAGUUUGGCCACUACGACAGUACCGUAUCAUUCUACCUGGACAAGAAGAACGCACCGGCGAACAAGGCUACCUUCGGAUUCACCGGCGAAACCAAAUUAAUUGGAUCGGCUGGAGUUGGUGGCUCUGGUGCCCUGAAAUUCUCACACCCAACCACCAAAGAUCUCGUGGUUAGCGCAUCCGGAGUUUUGGAUGGCGACAAGCAAACCGUCGAAGGUAAGGUCGAGCUGGACCUAUUCAAGAACGCCAACGAUAAGAUUAUCGCCGUGGCCAAGUACGUCAACAGUGACCAAAGCUUCAAGGGUUUCAACGUAAGCACUGAAGUCAGCAUCGCAAGCAAGGGUCUUGGUUUCGACUGUGGUCUCAGUGGCCACUCCGCGUUGUCCUUGGCAACCAAACAACUCAGCUCCGCUGUAUCGAUUAACCUUCCGUUCGAAGAUUUCCGUUUCGGAUCGUACCUGUUCGCUAGCCCAGAAGAAAUUGACUUCCUUCUAAAGAAAUUCAACGAUGAAUUAAUUCGCGCUCAUGGCACGUACGACUCGAAGAAGAACAAAGCUGAGUUCACCACGACGAUGAAACUUGUCCCGAACCGCCCAAUUGUGCUGCAAUCGAACAUCAAUGGAUUCUCGUCCGCCAAGUUCUCCCUCAACCAGGACAAAUUCUUCAAUGUCGAUGGCACGUUCGCGGUCGACAAAGCUGCCACCUUCAAGGUUGUUGGUCUGGAAAAGGAACUCCUCAACGCUAAGAUUACUCUCGACGCGAGCCACUUCCUGUCAACCGAAUACCAAGUCAACGAGGAAAAUGCCAAGGGCUUCCUGCAGGCGUUCAACAAACAGCUUCAGAGUGAUCUGGAAAGCACCAAGGCAGAUUUCGAAAAGAAGUACACUCAGAUGAAUGCUGAUAUCAGCAAGGUGUUCAACAACUUGAUAGCUGGCCUACCGGACGUGGGCAAAUUCCAGGCCGAUUACAGCGAACAGCUGAAGAAACUACAGGAAGAAUUGUUGCAAGACCCAACUAUCAAAGAAUUCUUCGAUUUUGUAACCAAAAUUUAUGCGGCCAUUAACGAAGUUGUCGGUCAACUGUUCCAGAUCUACACUGAAAACUUUAAGAAGAUUUCCGCCGUCGUUACUGAUGUUGUUGGACAGCUAACCGAAACGUUCAACACCAAACUGCAACCAAUUCUGAAGGAUCUCUACGUUAAAACGGAAGCAAUCCUAUUCAGCAUGUACGAAGAAACACUCAAAUUGGUGGUGGCUGUAUUUGAACGCAGCGUCAAAGCACUGAAGGCGUUCGAAGAUGACUUUAACAAAAUCGCCAAGAACUUCUCGGACCAAUUCAAGAGCUUCGCGCUGACAUUCAACAAAGCCAUCGCUACGCUGGAUAAGGAAUUCAAGGAACUGUACAAGGCAAUUCAAGAAUACUUCGAUACGUUUGACGAGUUCAAGGUAUUGAAGGAAACUUUCAAGGAAUACUUCGAUGGUCUAGAUCGAUAUGCCUACCAACUGCUGAAGGAGCUGCUAACUUUGGCUGAGGACAUGUAUCCAGUUGACGAGAUGAAGGCUUUCACCGCUUCCGUUAACAAGUACAUCACCGCAAAGUUGGAGAAUAAACCUGUCAACGAUGUCGAAGAGCUUAAGACCAUCUUCGUCAACCUUAUGAAAGCAAUUAACCUGCUGUUCGACAAAUUGACUGCCUCUGUAACCACCUCGCUGGACGAUCCCGCAUACGCGGGAGGUAUCCCAUCGUUCGUCACGUUCAAGUUUGUCCCAUACAUUAGCAGCUUUAAGUUUAGCCCUCUAAACUAUUUACGCAACGAAAAGUUCCUCUCAUUGCGCGACUUCCUGUACCAGUUCCGGCCGUACGCGUGGAAUCCGUUCGCCAUUCUACCACCGUUCACGAUGCAUGGAGAAAUUGCCGACGGAAGUCAUUUCUUCACAUUCGACGGACAACAUUUCACUUUCGCCGGCAGCUGUCAGUACGUUCUGGCGUCAGACUUCGUCGACGGAAACUUCAGUCUCGUAGCGAAUGUGCAGAACGGAAAACUGAAAUCUGUCGCUUUGAUCGACAAGGAUGUGAUAGAGCUGAAUGACAACGGUGUAGUAACCUUCAACGGUAAGGCUACAGACCUUCCGCUUCACAAAAAUGAACUUCACGCUUGGAGACGCUUCUACACUGUUAAUUUGUUGACCACAUACGGCGCUAGUGUGCUGUGUACUACUGAUCUGAAGGUGUGUCACUUCACAGUUUCCGGAUUCUACCUAGGAAAGAUACGUGGUCUGCUAGGAAAUGGAAACUACGAACCGUACGAUGACUUUACUCUGCCUAGCGGAGUUGUUUCUGAGAGCUCAACUGACUUCGCCAACAGCUACAAGACUACGAAGUCGUGCGCUGCAAUUGCCGCUUACGAUCAUGCUUCCCACGAACACAGCAGCCCACUUUGUUCGAAAUUCUUCGGUGCCGAUAGUUCGCUGAGGUAUUGCUUCUUCUUCAAGGAUCAGACCAACUUCCGGGAAGCUUGCGAACAUGCCGUCCACGGUGCACAAAACCCUGAAGAGGCUGCUUGCAGUAUUGCCUUCGCGUACGCUUCGGCGUGCCGUUUGGAAUUGAUCCCGGUUGAUGUACCGGCACAAUGUCAAAAGUGUUCCGUCGGAGGAAAGGAUAUCGGCGUUGGCGACCAGUUCAGCGUAAAGUCACCACAGAAACAGGCCGAUGUUGUACUGGUGGUGGACACUUCAAUCGGAACUCUGCUUGGUGAAUUGGUACAGGCAACUAUUAAUGAUUUGCGAAAGGAGUUGAAGUCCAGCGGAAUCCCCGAUGUACACGUGGUGGUUUUGGGAUACAACAGAAACCAGAAGUACGUGAGCUUGUACACUAGUGGCGGCAGUUUAGAUUUCACUGGAAAGCUGGGACAGGUGGACGUUAGCGGUCCGGAGAACUGUAAAGCGCUGGUUACCGGUAACGAGAAAAUCGAUGGAUUCCUGAAAACGCUGCACGAAUUGGGAGAACAGGUUGCUGAAGAUGUCGGCGCAACCUCAGAUGCUCGAGCAUUCCUGGAAGCUUUGCAGUAUCCGUUCCGACCCACCGCCAGCAAGUCGAUUGUUCUCGUUCACUCUGAUGAUUCGGAGAAAGUGCCAGAUCCGACUCGAGCAAUUAAGUCACUUCUAGCAACUUUAGAUCUGAAGACAAAGGGUGUCGGUCUCCACGUGAUCACGCCUGUUAAGGGUUUGGGUAUUACCAAUAGCAAGGAUCAGAAGAAAGUGAAAGAAAUUGUUGGUUUCAACUCGAGGCAAGCCUUCACCCUGGCUGACAGCAAGAAGCGUACCAACAUCGGAUCAACGGAACUGAAGAACCACUUGAAGUACGAGUCAGAUUUACUGGUUGACAUGGUGCAGAAGAAUGACGGCUAUGUGUUCGUGCUGCAAAACUUUAGCGGGCUGAAGCAAGCCAAGGACAAGAAAUCAUUUGUUGCCGUUCUAGCUUCGGCACUCGGGGACUACAUCUCACGGACAGAGAUUCUGAGUGAUUGCGUGUGCAAGCAGCGGAAUGGCUUGCAUGCGGAGGAAUCGUGCGAAGCUAAGGAAACCAAAUUCCUACCACCAGGAAAGAAAGCGGGAGGAGCAAAGGGAUAAGACGCACAACCAACACCUGAUAGGGGAGAGAUGACGUCCAGCCAUAUUUAUUAUACCAAAAAAGCAUCUUCGACUAGGAAAAAUGUUUCAUCACAAUGCCAUUGUCAGUCAGGUCCUAGCGUUUUUUUUAUCUCGUAUUGUAGUACUUCACAGAAACGAAAUAAAUGAAAUACAGUUUUAUAAUUAAAAA